AUGACGAUGAGAAUGCAUUCGUUCACGUCGCCGACCACCUUUAUUACCGGACGAUCUCGAAAUUGUCCAAAAAGAUCUGUUUGUGUCGUCGUUGCAAAAGCCUCUUUGAGCGAUGAGAAUUCUUUCAAGAGGAGGGACUCGAUAAAAACGAACGCGAAGAAGAAAGGAGGAGCCGCACAAGAGCAAAAAUUCGAUUGGGAGAACGACUUUGAUGAUGAUUUCGUCCCGGCUGGGAAGGCGAAGAAGAAUAAAAAGAAGCAGACGCCGGCGAAAGCAGCGGCGCCACCGUCACCGUUACCAUCGACGCCUCCGUCGACUCCUCCUCCUCCUCCGUCGCCGCCGCGACGAGAACGAGAAGUAGAAGAACGAGAAGAAGUCAAAGAGACUCCCGUAGUCGCCGAAGCGGAUGCAGUAGCAGCAGCAGCAACGACAGGACAAGCAGACGAGGAGGAAGAAGAAGAAGAUGAGUUCGCGAAGAAAAAGCGUUUGGCGCAGGAGAAGAAAGCGGCGCUUCUCGAGGCGAAAAAGAGAGAGUACGAGUUGGCGCAGAAAGAGGCGAAGGAGAUGGCGGAGCAAGCGACGAUGGCGCAGGCGAAGAGAGAGGAAGAGGAGAGAGCGAGCGCGGCGGCGGCGGAGGCGGAACAGACGGAACAUGCGGAAAAAGAGCGAGAAGAGGAAGAAGUGAGAGCGGCCAAGGAAAAGGACGCGGCUGAAAAGGCGAAAGUGUUGGCGGAUGCCGCGAAAGCGAAGGAAGCUGCGGCGGCGGCGGCGGCGACGGCCGCCGCUGCUGCUCCAGCUGCGCAAACAACAACGAAUGAAACGGAAGAAAAACCAACCACACAGAAGAAAAACAAAGAAGACUACAUGAUCCCGGAACAUCUCAAAGAUAUCUUCUCAAACGAUAAAAAGAGGUCGUUGAAAAGAACAGCCGGCGCGGUUACCACCGGCGUAAGAGUUGAAAACAUUAAAAAGACGUUUACGCAACAAGAGGUGUUAACGGAUGUCACUUGGGAUUGUAAAAAAGGCGAACGCGUUGGUCUGGUCGGAUGGAACGGCGCCGGGAAAACGACGCAGCUAAAGAUCAUCAUGGGCGAAAUCGAACAAGACGAAGGCGAGGUGUUGUUGGCGAACAACGUGAAAAUCGGUUACCUCACGCAAGAGUUUGAAGUCAAAGGUACGAACACGGUGAGGGAGGAAUUUUUAGCCUCGUUCGGGGACGAAUCCGAAGUUUUAAAAAAUCUCGAACGCGUACAAAAAGCGUUAGAGGACAACCCGAGCGCGGAAUUGACGCAACUGUUGGUGGAUAAACUGAACGAAUUACAACGUCAAGCCGAUCGAAUGGAUUUGUUCAACAUGGAACGAUUGAUUGAUAAAAUUAUGCCCGAAUUAGGCUUCGUUCCGGAAGAUAACGAUCGAUUAGUCUCUUCCUUUUCCGGAGGAUGGCAAAUGCGCAUCUCCGUCGGAAAGAUUUUGUUACAAGAACCGGGUUUGUUAUUACUCGAUGAACCGACCAAUCACAUCGAUUUGAAUACCAUCCAAUGGUUAGAAUCGUAUUUGAAAAACGUGGACGUUCCUUUGGUGUGCGUCUCGCACGAUCGCGAAUUUCUCGAUCAAAUCUGUAACAAAAUUGUUGAAGUCGAACGCGGCGUCGCGACCACGUAUAAAGGCAACUACUCCGACUAUCGAAGAGAAAAAGAAACGAAAGCGAUGCAAACGUACGUGGCGUGGGAGAAAUGGAACAAAGAAGUCUCGAGACAACGGGAGUUGAUCCAAAGAUUAGCCGGAGGAGGUCAAUCUGGACGAGCGACGGCGGCGCAAAAAGCGUUGGAUAAGCUCAUGGAAGAUCCCAUCAUGAAACCAUGGGAGGAAAAGUCGAGACGCUUUAGAUUCCCAGAUGCCCCAAGAUCCUCUCAAAUUGUCGCGCAAGUUCGCGGUUUAUCUCACGGCUACGACGAGAAAACGUUGUUCCAAAAUGUCAACUUACAAAUCGACCGAUCCGAACGCGUCGCCAUGAUCGGCGACAACGGCUGCGGCAAAUCCACGAUGAUGCGUUUAAUCCAAGGCAAAGAGGCUCCCAAAGCUGGCGAAGCGCGUUUAGGCGAUAAGGAGUUGUGUAAAGUGAACUACUUUUACCAAAAUCAAGCGGAAGAUUUAGACGGGGACGUCGGCGUUCUCGAAACAUUAGUCCGAGCGGCGCCGGAUGAACCUCUGAACCAACUGAAAGCGUUGCUCGGGCGCAUGGCGUUCAACACGAGUUACCACGACCGACCGGUAAACUUCUUAUCCGGAGGUGAAAAAGCUCGAUUAGCCUUAGCGAAAUUCAUGGUCACGCCAGCGAACGUCUUAUUUUUGGACGAACCUACCAAUCACUUGGAUAUUCCGUCAAAACAAAUGCUCGAGGAGGCGUUGCAAUCGUUCGAAGGGACCGUCCUCGCCAUUUCGCACGAUCGCUUUUUCUUGAGACAAAUAGCCACUCGAGUCUUGGCGUUCGACGAAGGUAAAAUCACCGACUACGAAGGCGAUUACGCGUAUUAUUUGAGCAAAAACGAUAAAGCUGGGUCGAGAGACCAAAUUUUGACCGCCAAGAAGAAAGAAAUUGAAAAGACGCAAAUCGUCUCGAAGAGUAAAAUGAGCAAAGCCGAAAAGGCGAAAUUGAAAAAGGAGAAAGCGAAAGCGUUUGGCGGUGGCAGUGGACAAGCGAAGGUGAAUAAAAACGCCGGGAGAUGGAACUAA
Molecule: messenger RNA, 2733 nt
Organism: Bathycoccus prasinos
Lineage: Eukaryota; Viridiplantae; Chlorophyta; Mamiellophyceae; Mamiellales; Bathycoccaceae
Product: ABC transporter related
Exons: 1
Coding region: 1-2733 (910 amino acids)
Molecular function (GO): ATP binding; ATP hydrolysis activity
Source: RefSeq, a predicted model, not a curated record